AUGGGUGGUGGAUCGGCGGCCCACCCGGCGGCGAGUGAGAAGGCCGGCGGCGCCGCCGGCCUUCUUGAGGUGGAGAAAAGCCUGGCAAGGGCUCGUGCCGCCAUCCGCCGCUCGGCUGCCGCUAUCUUGAAUUCUUCUUCUCCUCCUUUUCCUCCUUUGGGUAAUUCGCUAGUAUUCCAGGGAGGAGGAGGAAGCGGGGAGUUUGUGCCCAGCGGGGAGGUCUACCGCAACCCGGCGGCGUUCUACAGGUAUGGAGGCAGAAUUCGGAGGAUAUCUAUCUAUCUAUCUAGCUAUCUAGGAGUCAUCAAGUUACUGUAUAGAUAGAUGGUUAAUCAUGGGAAGACUGUCGUGACCGACAUAGCAGAACGGGGAGAUUGGUGCGAGCUGUUUGUAGGUAAUUCUCGGCAUGAUCACGCGUGGGCCUAGUUUCUUGGUCUUCAUUUUCUCUCUCUCUCUAACCCUCUUAACCUCCCUAUAAUGUUCUCUUUUUCUCUCUCGACCUCUCUCUAUCUCUCUCUAUCUCUCCCCCCCCCCCCAUUUGUGUCGUUGCAUCAUUGCAGUAUGUGCGAAGGAACACGGUCAUGAUGGUCAUCACCAUCUCUAUCUCUCUUUCUCUCUCUGCGCUCAUCUCGCCGCUGGCUUACAGCUUCAGUAAGAAGGGGUGCUGCUAUAAUGGUCACAUCGCCUGAAGAGAGAGAAAAGUGCGAAGAAUCUCUCUCUGGAUUCCGUCUCGUUGCAUGCUUAACUUUAACCAUGCAGGGGGUGCUACUAAUGAUACUUACAACCCUUGAAGAGAGAGAGAGAGAGAGAGAGAGAGCGAAUCAUGGGGGAUUACUCAACAAUUACGUCGACCUCUCUCUCUCGUUCUCAUCCCCGGACACUGUUGUCGUCGACGGUGGCAGGAGCUACCUGGAGAUGGAGAGACGGUUCAAGGUAUAUGUGUACGAGGAGGGCGAGCCGCCCCUGGCCCACGCCGGCCCCUGCAAGGGCCUCUACACCACCGAGGGCCGUUUCAUCAACGCCAUGGAGGACCUCCGCCGCGCCGCCGCCUCCGCCACCGCCGGCGGCGGGAGGGGGCUAUUCUUGACGGAGGAUCCCUCCCGCGCCCACGCCUUCUUCAUGCCCUUCAGCGUCGCGAUGAUGGUGCGCUUCGCCUACCGCGAGGGUUCCUACGACCUCCUCCCGCUCCGCCGCCUCGUCGCCGGCUACGUCCGCUCCGUCGCCGCCCGCCAACCCUUCUGGAACCGCUCCGCCGGCGCCGACCAUUUUAUCCUUUCCUGCCACGACUGGGUGAGACCCCCCCCUUGCCCCAAACUUGGGUUUCUUCUCCGUUGACAUUGACGAGAUAUCUCGCCCUGCAGGGCCCACACGUUUCGAGGGCUGACCCGCGACUGUUCUUCAACUCCAUCCGGGUCCUCUGCAACGCCAACACCUCGGAGGGGUUUGACCCCGGCAGGGACGUGAGCCUGCCGGAGAUAAACCUGCGCACCGGCGAGCUUCCAGUGGAGCUUCUCCUCCCCCCGCCGGUUGGCGGCGACAGGCCCAUCCUGGCCUUCUUCGCCGGCGCGGGCGACCACGGCCCGAUCCGGCCGGCGCUCCUCCGCCACUGGCGGGGCCGCGAGGAGGGCGGCAUGAGCGUCCAUGAGCAGCUCCCCGGCGGCGCCACCGCCUACUACGGGAUGAUGCGGCGGUCGAGAUUCUGCCUCUGCCCAAGCGGGUACGAGGUGGCGAGCCCGCGGGUGGCGGAGGCCGUGUACGCGGGGUGCGUGCCGGUGUUGAUCUCUGAGGGGUACGUGGCCCCGUUCGGGGAUGUGCUGCGCUGGGAGGCGUUCUCGUUGGCGGUGGCGCCGCCCGAGAUCCCUCGGCUGAGGGGGAUCCUCACCGCCGUACCGGAGGCGGAGUACCGGCGGCUGCAGGCCAACGUGGGGAAGGUGAAGAGGCACUUCCUUUUCAACAGCCCUCCGAAGAGAUUCGACGUCUUCCAUAUGAUCCUCCACUCCGUCUGGCUCCGAAGGCUCAACAUCCGACUGACCUGGCCUAACCCGACCACACACGAGUGA
Molecule: messenger RNA, 2060 nt
Organism: Spirodela intermedia
Lineage: Eukaryota; Viridiplantae; Streptophyta; Magnoliopsida; Alismatales; Araceae
Source: the annotation of a GenBank genome assembly